Molecule: messenger RNA, 3126 nt
Organism: Clupea harengus (Atlantic herring)
Lineage: Eukaryota; Metazoa; Chordata; Actinopteri; Clupeiformes; Clupeidae
Product: rab5 GDP/GTP exchange factor-like
Exons: 9
Coding region: 811-2292 (493 amino acids)
Biological process (GO): vesicle-mediated transport
Cellular component (GO): cytosol; endocytic vesicle
Molecular function (GO): DNA binding; small GTPase binding; guanyl-nucleotide exchange factor activity
Source: RefSeq, a predicted model, not a curated record
GGAAUAUGUGUAAAACAUGAAAAUUCCUCCCACGGACUGCAGCAAACACGCCAGUGAGCUGGCCUCUUGCAUUCUUCACCUUGCACACGCACUUUUUGCCACCCCACCACAAACAUGAAUCCCGGCACCACUGGUCGGAACAGUGGCAUUUCGGAACAGAGGUUUAAUUUGGUCGGAGUAAAGAUAUUUCGGACUAUUUUUCGGAAUAUCGGGCUUUCGGAACACUGGGCCGUCCCCAUACAGGACACCUGCGACUUUACUAUUAUUGAAAACUGAAUGGGAAUGAAAAUGUGUUAUCUACCCCGUGUUGUUUUUACCCGAUAAAUUAGUGUUUCGCAUGUGAAAAUGCUUUGGUCUCAGCAUGCAUAGCCUACUAGGGCUACUAGUCGAUUGAGACGCUUUCGAUAUAGGCUAAUCUGGAUUGACGCAUUAAUAUUGCACCCCAGACCAAUUUGAUUUCAGCGGAAUAGUUCCAGACUACAAUGGACACAGUGAAUGUGGAUUAGGGUAUUUCUGUAGCUGAGAACGGCUUUCACUGAGAGCAGAAAACAACCUAUGCGUAAGAAGGCGGGUGGCAUUUGAGACGAAUAGCACUGAUGAACGUUGUUUGAAUGUCAAAAGAUUUUAAAUACGACUUUGUUUGAGGGAGUGUGCCUCUAAGGACACGUACAUUUCCCAAUCUGAUUCUCCCUGAGGUCACUGACGCUGACUUUGAAACAUUGCUUUUCCGGGUUAGGGAAGACGUCAUUGUACAUCUAAACUGUGGCUGGCAAUUUCUGUGGGCGGCUCAGAGUGGGUGUGACCUCAGCAAUGUGGGAGGAGCAACAGCGUGGGAUCCGGGUCUCGCAGGCCGAGCUGCUCUGCAAAGAUGGCUGUGGUUACUAUGGCAACUCUGUCUGGCAGGGCUACUGCUCUAAGUGCUGGCGAGAGAGGAUCCGCAAGCCUGAAGUGGACAGACAGGAUCAUGGCUCCCAAAGUACUCCAGGAUCUCCCAUCACUUUCUCCAAGUUUGAGGAGAAGAAGAGUGCAGAGAGCAGCCGGAGGACCAGCGCCAUGAAGAGGCUCUUCUGGGGUCCAUCCCCCCCCAAACACCCAGGGGCGUCGGAUGGCCAGUCGGAGGCGCUGCAGGGCUUUGAGACGCUGGAGCCGGGAGAUUUCACCAGCUUCCUGAAGCUGCUGCGCAGCCCGUCCUCCCAGCGUCUGCAGUCCAGGUGCUCCGCCUUCCUCAACACUAUGGAGGCCUACCAUGACCUGCAUGUGGAUAAACAGUCCGACCUGGUGCAGGAGUUUUAUCAGAACAUCGCUCUUCACUUCAGCAGGCUGUCGGAAGCACAGGUAGCUCAUACGAUGGAGCACAUGGAGAAGCUGAUCAUGACGCGGCUCCAUAAGUGGGUCUUCUGCCAUGACUGCUGUGACGAUGAGCAGAGAGACCUGGCACUACAGAGAAGGAUCAAGUCGCUGAAUUGGGUAACCCCUCAGAUGUUGUGUGUCCCCUUCCCUGAUGGAGGCCCCGACGUUAGCGACCCUUACCUGCACGCCAUUACAGCAAUCAUUGAAAUGGACGCCAAGCGCGCGCCUCAGGACAAGCUCACCUGUGUCUCCAGGUGCUGCCAGAACGUCUUCCAGGUGCUGGCCUCGUCCAGCAGCAAGCCAGCGUGCGCAGACGACUUCCUGUCCGCUCUGAUCUACGUGGUGCUGAGUGCCAAUCCGCCCCGCCUGCACUCCAACAUGCAGUACAUCAUCCGCUUCGGCCUGCCGCACAGCCUCAGGAGCGGAGAGAGCGGCUACUACUUCACUAAUCUGUCGUGUGCAGUGACCUUCAUAGAGAAGCUGGAUGCAGCAGCACUAAACCUGAGCCCAGAGGAGUUCCAGCACUUUAUGCAGGGCCCACAGCAACACCUCCAGAACCACGGGGCAGAACCAGCGCCUCCGGCCAGCGGCAGCAGCGAGGCCUACGGCCAGCCGGCGGCAGCAGCACACCGCAGCGGGAGCCAGCGGCGGCGUGGUCAAGAGGUCAGGGCCCGGCUGGAAGAGCUGAAGGGUCGGCAGGAGCGCAUCCAGCAGGGGGCGCUGUCCUUGCAGGAGCAGCUGCAGAGCUGGGUGCGCGACAUCCACCUGCAGCUGGAUCACAUGAACACGGCGCAGAGUGAUGACCUCACUGCCACUGAGGUGCGCGCUGAUGAUGAUGAUGAUGAUGAUGACGGGGAUGACGUCACAGGCUCUCGGGAGGUGCUGGUCCUUCAGGAGGAGGUGGUGCCAGAGGACGCCUGCAAAAAGGAGACCGAGUGUUGACAUGGCAACUAGGGGUGGGUUUGGAGAGUGGGGUGGAAUAGCCCCGCCCUCUUUAGUUUGAGACACGCCUCUCUUUAGUUUGAGACACGCCUCUCUUUGGGACCAACAUGGGAAGAGAAGCGGGUUGGAUUGUGUCCCCUGUGGGGUGGUCCAGAGCAAGGUACUUAAGGUGCUUAACAGACUUCUAAUGAUUAAGUAAGAGCACACUCAGCCAAAACAGCACACAACUCUCUUCAGCCAGGUAGUAGUUGCAGCGUUCGUGUAUCAGCCUGUUGCCAUGGCGCUUGUCACCUCACCAUACUGGUUACGUUGCCAUUUUUCAGAUUAUGAUUAUUUUUCAGUCAGUUAGUCAGUCAGUGCAGAUUAUUUCUUGAGCACACACACUGUUCCACUACUUUGCACAUGAUGAGGAUGAUCACUGAGCAACUUUGCACUUUGUCUGUUGAAAAUGCCUUCCUCUCUCCUGUUGACAUGCCUGGUCUGUGCUGCGGUGGAAGCAAUAUAAUGAGAUGUACGUCUUUCAAUACUGAGGCCUUAAUUUCGAAUUACUACUUUGUUUAUAAAUAAUUGUGUCAUUGUUCUUUAUAAGAUAGAUAUAUGUACCAAAAUAUUCUUAAGGAUACUAUUUAAAGUAUUUAAGUAGAAGUUUACAUGUUGAUUUGCUGGGGAUCGCUAUUGCCAUACCCUGGAAGGUUCUUUUCCUGUGAAAGCACUAACUUCCGAUUUCGUCAGUCUUCUACCGGUUUACGUAUUUUAAAUGAAGGAAUGGAAGAUCAACAUAUGGGGUUGGAAAUGUGAAUGUGAAUAUAAGUAAAUAAAAAUACUAUUGUCGAA